Messenger RNA from Alosa sapidissima (American shad), 1049 nucleotides. Its product is annotated as retinal cone rhodopsin-sensitive cGMP 3',5'-cyclic phosphodiesterase subunit gamma-like. Gene Ontology annotation, molecular function: 3',5'-cyclic-nucleotide phosphodiesterase activity; cGMP binding. Bases 154 to 375 code for a protein of 73 amino acids. Gene Ontology annotation, cellular component: photoreceptor outer segment membrane. The transcript is spliced from 4 exons. Gene Ontology annotation, biological process: positive regulation of G protein-coupled receptor signaling pathway; positive regulation of epidermal growth factor receptor signaling pathway; visual perception. The record is from RefSeq and is a predicted model, not a curated record. Lineage: Eukaryota; Metazoa; Chordata; Actinopteri; Clupeiformes; Clupeidae.
CAGACAGGCAGAAGGCGACUGAGAGAUUGCAAAAAGAAAGCGAGGAGUUCUUCAGCUCACCUUUGUUUUGCAUCUCUGCACUUGCUCUGCUUUCAGGAGCAAGGACUCAAGCCAACUCUUCCAGCUUCGCUGAGAAACCAGUAAACAAACGCAAUGGACCCCGCAGGAUCCGCUGACGGAAAGAAGGGACCCCCCAAGUUCAAGCAGAGGGCGGCCCGCACCUUCAAGAGCAAGGCCCCCAAGCCUGGCCAGAAGGGGUUUGGUGAUGACAUCCCAGGAAUGGAGGGGCUUGGAACAGACUUCACAGUGGUCUGCCCAUGGGAGGCGUUUGGUGACAUGGAGCUCAGUGAUCUGGCUAAAUACGGAAUUGUGUAGUCCCCCACCCUCUCUCUCCUCCACCUGCCCCCAUUCUCCACCCCUAUGCCUGCCUCCUCUCCGGUGGGGCUAGCCAUGCCCUGCCACAGCUGAAAGGCACCACCAGUUAGCAAGAAUGCAGUCGCCUGCUCCGCCAAUGAUCAAACCAUCACCGAGCAAGCAUGGAUGACAGCAACCAUCAACGCAAUGUCUAUUGUCUACAUCAAAGUAAAUUUGGCUGAAAUGGACAACCCUCCCUCCCCCCUCCCUCCCUAGAGGAAUGACCGAUAGUAAACAAAGGGAAGGGCUACUUGAACAUCUGUACAGUACCUUUGAUGCUGCUUCUAGUGGUCAAGUAGAGCAAUAAAGUCUAUCCUUGAGGCACGACAUUGUAUUGAUGGACGUUUUCUUUUUAGAUGGUGCACAAUUGGUGCUAAGGACGUUAAACGAUGCUGUUCACAAAAAGGGUUCUACUGUACAAAACUGAUGUGAUGCCACAGUAAGGAGUUUUUUUUCCUCUGUUGCCUCAUCCACUCUUUUCCUCUCCUUGUUCAUGCUCAGAUGUUAUUUUUAUUAUGAAUUUUGAAUGUAUGUUGAGUGUGUAAUUGCUACAUGCUCAGCACUAGGUGUUCCAAUGGAAUGCCAUGGUUGAGGGCAGUAGAGAAGGUUGCAGAAUGUCAAAUAAAGUCAGAAUU